AAAAAAGAUGUCAGACAGCGAACAAUUAAAAAAUACAGCUAAAACUCUUAUCGAAGAAGGAAAAGCUGCUUACGAUAGUAAAUAUUAUGAUGAAAGUGUUAGUAGAUUAGGCGAAGCUUGCCAACUAUUGGAUGAAGUCAAUGGCGAUCUUGCUCCUGAAAAUGGCGAUGCAUACUUUUUAUACGGAAAGGCCUUACUUCAACUAGCCAUUCAACAAAACAGCGUACUUGGACAGUCUGCACAAGCAUCUGCUUCUAAAGUUGAAGAACAAUUAGCAGUUACAAAAGAACAAGAAGUUGAAUCUAAAAAUCCUUUGUUUCAACUAAAUGCUAUUCCUGACUUUUCCAGUAAUGUUGAAGACGACGACGACGAUGAUGAUGAUGAAGAAGGUGCUGGUGAAAAUGCAGAAGAUGACUUUGAAACUGCUUGGGAUAUUUUAGACGUCGCUCGUAUUAUAUUUGAAAAGAGUGAGGAUAAAGAAACAAAAUUAAAAUUAGCUGAUGUUCAUUUAUAUUUGGGCGAUGUAUCACUUGAAACUGAAAAAUUCAAUGAAGCUUUAGUAGAUUAUGAAAAAGCAAUCGAGAUUAAACAAUCAAUAUUAAAAGACGAUAAUCGAGAAUUAGCAGAAGCUCAUUAUAAAUAUGCUUUAGCACUCGAAUUCUCUACAGAAAAAUCAGAUCAAGCAGUUCCAGAAUUAAAAAAGGCAGUUAAUGUUUUAAAAAAGAGAUUGGAGUUUUUAGAAUCUGAUGAGAAUAUAAAAGGAAAGGGAAAAGAAAUGGAUUUGAGUCAAGAAGCCUCUAGUGAAAUUAAAGAAAUUAAAGAGCUCAUACCAGAUAUAGAAUUAAAGAUUGAAGAGCUUUCAAAUAGACAAGCUACUGAAAAGGAAGCAGAGGCUUUAUUAAAAGCCAUGCUAAACCAAAACAAUAAUAACAUAUUAACAAAAGAAAUUUCAGCAUCUACACCUGUCAACGAUUUGACAACGCUUGUGAAGCGUAAGAAGGCACCUGCUGCUAAAGAAGAUGAUAAUAACAAGAAACAAAAACUAGAAUAAAACAUAUAUAUUCAUGAGG
This is a messenger RNA of Cokeromyces recurvatus, 1070 nucleotides long. RefSeq lists its product as uncharacterized. Gene Ontology annotation, molecular function: histone binding. The record is from RefSeq and is a predicted model, not a curated record. The coding region runs from base 8 to 1051 and encodes 347 amino acids. NCBI's taxonomy places the organism in Eukaryota, Fungi, Mucoromycota, Mucoromycetes, Mucorales, Mucoraceae. Gene Ontology annotation, cellular component: nucleoplasm. Gene Ontology annotation, biological process: CENP-A containing chromatin assembly; DNA replication-dependent chromatin assembly. The transcript has 5 exons.